Drosophila sechellia is the source of this 1773-nucleotide messenger RNA. RefSeq names its product Maltase A8 (gene Mal-A8). Gene Ontology annotation, biological process: carbohydrate metabolic process. The record is from RefSeq and is a predicted model, not a curated record. NCBI's taxonomy places the organism in Eukaryota, Metazoa, Arthropoda, Insecta, Diptera, Drosophilidae.
UAUUUUGAUUUGACCCAGGCAAUGGAGCUUCUGUCGCUACUAACACUUCUGCUUUUAGCCAUUGCCUCGAAUGAGGCAUGUCAAGUGCAGAGCUCCUCCAGUGAAACGACCAAGGACUGGUGGCAAACCGCCCAGUUCUAUCAGAUCUACCCGCGCUCCUUCAAAGACUCCGAUGGCGAUGGCAUUGGUGACUUGAACGGCAUAACCAGCAAACUAGAGUAUCUCAAGGACUUGGGCGUAACGGCUGCUUGGCUAUCGCCCAUCUUCAAGUCGCCCAUGGUCGACUUUGACUAUGACAUAUCCGAUUUUUUUGACAUUCAGCCGGAGUACGGAACACUCGAAGAUUUUCGUACAUUGAUCAAGAAAGCCAAGGAGCUGGAUCUGAAGAUCGUUCUGGACUUCGUACCCAACCAUUCAAGCAACGAGAGUGAGUGGUUCCUGAAGUCGGUUAAAAGGGAGAAGGGCUACGAGGACUACUACGUGUGGCACGACGGGAAGAUAAAUUCCACCACUGGGAAGAGGGAGCCUCCGACCAACUGGCUACAGUACUUCCGUGGAAGUGCCUGGGAAUGGAACGAGGUGCGUCAGCAGUUCUACCUACACCAGUUCGCUGUGCAGCAGCCCGAUCUGAACUAUCGCAAUCCCCUGGUUGUGGAGCAGAUGAAGCGGGUGCUGCGCUACUGGCUGAACGAGGGCGUCUCUGGAUUUCGGUCCGAUGCACUGCCUCCGCUUUUUGAGGUCGUGCCCGAUGGCGACGGUCAAUUUCCUGAUGAGGUUGUGAGUGGGGCCACCGAGGACACAGAGGAUCGCGACUAUCUGACCACCACGUACAUCGAAAAUCAGCCAGAGACUAUCGAUAUGGUAUAUCAGUGGCGUACUGUACUUGAUGACCACAAACGCAUUUUCGGGGGCAAGAGUGUUUUGCUGAUAGAGAUGUACUCCCCCGCCUGGUUUACUAUGCAGUUCUACGGAAAUAGAAGCACAGAGGGAGCCCACUUACCGUUCAAAUUCAACCUUAUUACCGUGAUGGAACAAAAGGGUCUUUCUGCGAGCAACGUACAGGAGGUAAUCGAUUUGUGGCUAAAAAACAUUCCAGCAGGUCGCACGCCCAAUUGGGUGCUAGGAAACCACGACAAACGACGAGCAGCCAGUCGGUAUGGAAAAGAGCACAUGGAGGGCAUGAACAUGCUGGUGAUGAUCCUGCCGGGAGUUAGUGUCACCUACCAGGGCGAGGAGAUCGGCAUGACCGAUGGCGAGAUCAGCUGGGAGGACACUGUCGAUCCGUGGGGUUGCAACUCGAAUCCGAACAUCUACGAACAGUACACCCGUGAUCCAGAGAGGACACCAUUCCAGUGGACUGGAGGCACUAAUGCCGGGUUCACGAAUGGAUCCACCACCUGGUUGCCUCUGGCUGCUGACUUAUUCUCAACGAUAAAUGUUGAGAAGGAAUUGAGCGAUGAUCACUCACAUUCCAAAACUCUGCAAAAUGGGUCCAAAAAGUACCAGGCACUUUCUGAGGACAUCUUCGUAGUCCAACGAUCUCUGACCAAAUCAGACACCAUUGUUCUUGUGAUUAACUUCGGAUCGGUAGCUAAAACCGUUGACUUGAGUCAGUUUGACAAGAGCCGUACCGAAAGCCUGCAGCUGCUCAUAAGAAGCAUUGAUUCCACAAAGAAGGAGGGCACUCGGCACGAUCCGAAAGCCUUGAGCCUGGAUCCCUCGGAAGCCUUAGUCUUAACCACCGAAUAAAACUCAUCUUUUAAAUGGAAAGUG